GAAUCGCGGUUAUAACAAAUUAUAACGAAAUAAAACUCAUAAAUCAUCUGAGUCAGAAAAUUUUUCACAAUCGUACAUUAGAAAAAAUCAUCGAUUUUCUUCUGUUUCACCAACCUAAUUAUCCGUCGUCUUGGAUACGAAAAAUUUUUUGAAAAAAAACCAAUUUUAAAUUUGUCAAAAACAAACAUGAAUUUCAAAAUAAAUGAGAUAAAAACGUCAACCUCAUUUUGUUCACAAUUCAUUCAUCGAAACAACAUUGUUGGAUGAUUGGAACAUAAUUGGAACAACAAUGGAAAAAUUCAGCUUAUUCAUUGUGACUUUAUUAUCAUUCAAUCAAAUUAUUCCUGGUGAAGCUUUUCUCGAAGGUUUUGCUCAUUCCAUAAGUCAGAUGAAUGAACAAUUGACGAAAUUUAUGGAAGGUCUACAAGAAAGCGUCGAUUCAUGGGCAGAUAAAGUACUGGACAAUGCAAAAACUGAAGAAUGUUUUUACAUUUGUCCAAAAGGUCAGGAUCCGAUUCCCAAACCGAACUAUACACAUACACCAAUCGGUUGCGUUACAUUCGGAAUGCAGGUAAAAGCAGAAGAUUUACCAUCGAAAAGUAUGAAAAUAUGUUGUGAUCAACAACAAAUAUGCUAUCAUCGUUGUAAUUCGACUAAAAUCGAAUGUGAUAAUGGAUUUCAAAAAUGUCUACAUGAUCAAUGUAUUGAAAUAAGUCAUGAUAAUAAACAGGUGGUCGUUUGUGAAACGGCAACAAAAUUAUUGUUGAUGGGAAUAUUAUCAUUUGGUUGUAAAACAUUCAAGGAUGCUCAACGUGAAUCAUGUAUCUGUCCACCGGUGGAUACAUCGGCUACAGGAGAAUUGUAAUACGAUAUUCUCAUCAAUCGCAUAAUUCUGAAAUGAAAAUUUAUCACAAACACAUUAAAAUGCAAUGACAUUAAAAACAAACAAUGAAUUUAUUUUGUUGUUCAAAAAAAGA
Dermatophagoides farinae (American house dust mite) is the source of this 977-nucleotide messenger RNA. RefSeq names its product phospholipase A2 group XII (gene GXIVsPLA2). Gene Ontology annotation, molecular function: A2-type glycerophospholipase activity; calcium ion binding. Gene Ontology annotation, biological process: arachidonate secretion; lipid catabolic process; phospholipid metabolic process. Lineage: Eukaryota; Metazoa; Arthropoda; Arachnida; Sarcoptiformes; Pyroglyphidae. Gene Ontology annotation, cellular component: extracellular region. The record is from RefSeq and is a predicted model, not a curated record.